AUGGCUGAGAACAAUAUAAAAAUGACCCUCAGUCCCCGGCAGACCUUAGAUGGUCAGAGGGUGCGAAGAAUCUCCGGGUCAGCCAUGACGAUUGCUACGUGGAACGUCAAGAGUAUAUACUGCACAUAUAAAAUGGUGAAUAUAGAACGGGAGAUGCUAAGACUUAAGAUAAAUAUCCUUGGAGUGAGCGAGUCUAGGCACCAGGGAACUGGAAUCUUGGUACGGGAUGACACAGUAGUAUAUUAUAGCGGUAAUAAUGAUAAAAAUCACUACAACGGUGUGGCCGUCAUCAUCAGCAGACAUUUACAUCAUCAGGUCCACAGUUUCCUGCCAAUAUCGGACAGAGUUUUAGUUUUAGAGUUAAAAGCAAAACCCAGAAAUAUUCAAAUAGUCCAGGUGUAUGCACCUACUGCCAAUGCUACCGAUGAGGAUAAUGAACUCUUUUAUGAACAAGUAGAAACCGCUCUUAAAUAUCCUAAUCCACAUAACAUUAUCCUCGUCCAAGGUGAUUUUAAUGCAAAAAUCGGGGAGGGCAAAGUCUCUGACAUCGUUGGUUCAUUCGGACUGGGAAAAAGAAACGAUCGCGGUGACCGCUUUUUACAAUUCUGCGAAGAACACGGGCUUAUAAUUUCAAACACCCACUUUAAGCAACCUCCAAGAAGAUUGUAUACGUGGUCGUCACCAUUACAUUCGCUGAAGAAGAUCGUCCGUAAUCAAAUAGAUUACAUACUUAUAAACAGAAGAUAUCGCAACAGUUUGACAUCAGUCAAAACCUACCCAGGCGCCGAUAUUGGUACUGAUCACAAUCCGGUUGUUGCAUCCGUCCGCUGUAAUAUGAAAAUUCUAAAACCUAGAUCAAAAAGACAAUAA
Messenger RNA from Parnassius mnemosyne (clouded apollo), 870 nucleotides. NCBI's taxonomy places the organism in Eukaryota, Metazoa, Arthropoda, Insecta, Lepidoptera, Papilionidae. The record is from the annotation of a GenBank genome assembly.